AUGAGAGAAAAUAAUACACCUGAGGAGCAUGAGGAACGCCUUGCUCAUAAUCAUCAACGAAAGCGUCAAAAGCUAGCAGUAGAAACUGUCGAUGAACAUGAAACAUGUCUAGCUCGAAUACAAGAUCGAUAUAGUUAUAAAACUCCAGCUCAAAAUACAUCAAUUAUACAUGAGAAGUAUACUUCGGAGGAUGCUAACAUCCAAUAUGCUAAAUCUCUUCUUUACAUGGCACCU
This is a messenger RNA of Acaulospora morrowiae, 234 nucleotides long. The record is from the annotation of a GenBank genome assembly. NCBI's taxonomy places the organism in Eukaryota, Fungi, Glomeromycota, Glomeromycetes, Diversisporales, Acaulosporaceae.